AUGAAAAUUGAAAUCAUAGAGGACCCAUCCCGAAACAUGAAAAUCUCGAGCGAAACAAACGAAUUGAAAAAGGAAACAAAGGAUUUGACAACAACAACGACCAAAACGCAAACGACGAAUACAACAACUACGAAGCCAUCUUCAACAACGAGUUCAGCAACAACAAGUCCACUGACUUUUAACCCGUUGACGAGGGAAUUUACUCCGCUUGGCAUGGCACAUCAGAUGGAUCCUCACUUGACGCACUCGGCGGGAAUUAUGAUGAACCCUUAUCUUUAUCAACAGCUACAGACACAGAACCAACACCAUCAGUUUCAAUUACAGAUGUAUCAUCAGCAACUGCUUUCUCAAGCUGCUGGGCUUCACGAGAAGCCGAUGGAAGACUGUCAAAUAAUGGAAAGCUACAAGGAACCAAAACGACUUCACGUUUCAAAUAUUCCCUUCCGAUUUCGCGACUCUGAUCUGAGGGAGAUGUUUGGGAAAUUUGGGGAUAUUCACGACGUGGAAAUUAUUUUUAACGAAAGGGGAUCGAAGGGCUUUGGAUUUGUCACAUUCAUGGAUAAAUUUGAAGCAGAAGCGGCGAAGAAAGAACUCAAUGGGACCAUGGUAGAAGGUAGAAAAAUAGAAGUCAACGAUGCGACCGCACGCGUCCAGUCGAAGAAAAACACGCCUGCGGGCAAGCCAAUUCUAGGCAUGAAACCGAGAGCAUCGCUCAGACCCGUUUUACUGCCCCACUCGCCCAUGAAUAUGGGAGGUCUACCGGCACCUGCCGGGCUCUUACCGCAAAUACAUCCGCAAUCAUUUGUUUCUUACGACCCUGCCCAGAUUUAUCAACAACAAAUUGAGAACCAAGUUAUGGGUCGCUAUAUCCAAAUCCCCUCUUCAAUGCCAAUCAUGGAUCCCCGGGUAAACUUCGACUCAAGCGGCCAAGUGACCUAUCCCAACUUCGCCCAGUACGCGGUGAGUACCGUCCAGUAA
Oikopleura dioica is the source of this 978-nucleotide messenger RNA. The record is from the annotation of a GenBank genome assembly. Lineage: Eukaryota; Metazoa; Chordata; Appendicularia; Copelata; Oikopleuridae.